Molecule: messenger RNA, 1498 nt
Organism: Myotis brandtii (Brandt's bat)
Lineage: Eukaryota; Metazoa; Chordata; Mammalia; Chiroptera; Vespertilionidae
Gene: RIBC2
Product: RIB43A domain with coiled-coils 2
Exons: 7
Source: RefSeq, a predicted model, not a curated record
CGCGAGAGACGAGCGAGAACACGGCGAGUGCCGCCGUUCCUUAGCAACCGGGCUGUUUACGUUGCCGAGGAAACGUGGUCGCAGGAGGCUGUGUGGGAAGCCUGGGGAGCAGGCUCAUACCCCGCCGGCUCACCGCCUAGGGAGCCAGCCUCCAUCGGUCCGUCGGGCUACAGUUUGAUUUUUUGUGGUCUUCUCUUUUUAACUCGUGCGUUUUAAAGGCUCUCAGAGCUUCUUGAGGAUUCCCAGUCAUGGAUAUAGUGCAGCCCAACGACCUGGAACAGUCCUUUUGCGUGGCCAGGAGGAGACAUGCGGAGCUGGGCAGGCAGAACCAGAUCUUCAACGCCAGGAACAGGAUCCUGGGGGGAGAUACAAAAACCUGGGAUAUUCAGGUGUGUGACCGGAAGAUAAAAGAAGCAACUGAGAAAGCCAGGCAUGAAACGUUUGCUGCUGAACUGAGGCACAAUGACAAAAUGAUGUGCAUAUUAGAGAACCGGGAAAGAAGGGGGCGGAGAAAUCUCUGCAAAGCUCUCCAUGACUUCCAGCAGAGCUUCCAGAAGCCGGAGACGCGGCGGGAAUUCGACCUUUCGGACCCCCUCGCCCGCAGGAGAGAGUUCCCCGCCCGGCAGGGAGACAACGACGCACGGAAUACAGUGUCGGGGAUGCAGAGGUUCAUGGGAGAGGAUUUAAACUUCCACGCGAGGCAGAGAUUCCAACAGGAACAAAACAGAGAAUGGUUCCUGCAGCAGCAGAGGGAGUGGAAGGAAGCCCGGGCCGACCAGAAACAUGCAGAGGACCUGUACACGGAGACCAGGCUGCAGUUUGACCAGACGGCCCAGGACUUGGAGCAUCGGGAACGCGCCACCAGGAGGGCGGUCUCCGCAGCUGUGAAGCAAUUCAACAAGACCCAGGCCUCGGAGUUGGCGGAGAGGAAAAGUCUAGAGAAAAAACAAGAACAAGAGGACGACCUGGCCCACAUCUCCAACCUGCUGCGCGGGGACCUGCUCUCCGAGGACCCGCAGCAGGCGGCCAGCUCCUUCGGGCCCCACCGCGUGGUCCCCGACCGCUGGAAGGGCAUGAGCCAGAGCCAGCUGGGGGACAUCCGCCUGGUGCAGUGGUGACGAGUCACCUCUCUCCAGAGGCUCCAGGAGGAACAGCGCCAGCGAGACUCGGACUGGGACCGGCAGAGGGUCGAGAAAGCCCGCGCCGAGGUGCUGUGCGAGCGGCAGCAGCGGCGGCAGCAGCGCGAGGGCGCCAGGCCUUUGCUGACGGCUUCUCCUCGUUUUAUGAUCAGGAGAAACUACAUGAAGGAAGUCUGUACCAACCAAGCCACGGACGACUUCUUCACGCAGUUCAACACCAGGAGUCGAUGAUGAGAAAGACACCCCCCUCUCCCCCCCAUCAUUCAUAUAUAAACGCCGUCACCUGGAAGAGUCACAUUUAUUCGAAAAAUACACUCGCCCUGCCAGAGGCUCGCUUGGUUGGAGGGUGGCCCCGUACC